AUGGGGCUCUGUCAUAUAGCUCACCUGCAUCUCGUCCUCAUCCAGCAGAGUGAUGACCUUGACCCUCUGCCCAAGGUAGAGGAGAAGGAAAAGAUGGGAAGAGAAGCCAGUCACUCACUCAUUCUCACAUCUAUUCGCACAGUCACACCAGGACUCAUUGGUGUUCAGCCUGCGAGGGUCUGGGUGGUGUUUCCCUUGCAGCAUGAGCGUGUAUUUAGUAAGUAUCUGGGAAUGGAUCGUAUUCAUCCUAGAAUACAUAUGCAUACUGCAACAGGAAGAGUAACAAUGCAUGACCCAAACCUUCAGACCGUACCAAGAGAUUUCAACAUUCAGAAAGAAAUUAAAGGGACUUCAGAUGGCAAUUGUGGUUUGAGGAAGCAACAACAGGCUUUGUCAAAUUCAAGGAUAAUGACGCAGUUAGCGCCUCUCUUGACACAAGAAUUCGAAGACUAUACCAUAAGCCUUCGCCACGCUCUGGUGGCCCACCCUGAAAACAUCCUUUUAGCAGCUGAUUUAUUCUCAGCUGGAACUCAGACUGUUAGCCCAUUUGGCAGCUGA
Molecule: messenger RNA, 558 nt
Organism: Macrobrachium nipponense
Lineage: Eukaryota; Metazoa; Arthropoda; Malacostraca; Decapoda; Palaemonidae
Product: DNA polymerase theta-like
Exons: 4
Coding region: 1-558 (185 amino acids)
Biological process (GO): double-strand break repair via alternative nonhomologous end joining; DNA-templated DNA replication
Molecular function (GO): DNA-directed DNA polymerase activity
Source: RefSeq, a predicted model, not a curated record